Messenger RNA from Alligator sinensis (Chinese alligator), 4612 nucleotides. It is a transcript of the gene SFMBT1, whose product is annotated as Scm like with four mbt domains 1. Gene Ontology annotation, molecular function: sequence-specific DNA binding; histone binding; transcription corepressor activity. Bases 218 to 2896 code for a protein of 892 amino acids. The record is from RefSeq and is a predicted model, not a curated record. Gene Ontology annotation, cellular component: nucleus. Gene Ontology annotation, biological process: regulation of DNA-templated transcription. The transcript is spliced from 22 exons. Lineage: Eukaryota; Metazoa; Chordata; Crocodylia; Alligatoridae.
CCAAAGAGGAAGGAACUCUCUGCCCUGGGAGAGAGGGGAAACCUGAUACAGGAGCUGCAUCCAACAUUGCUGAGAGUUAAAGGGUCUUUGUAUUCUGCUUAAGUUUUCUGGAUGUCAGUUGAAGGAAAGGUGCAAAACAGCCUAUGAUCACAACCCAUAACAAAUUUGGCUCCCAAGGCUUUCUGCUACCAAGAGAUCUCUCUGGAUCACUGUGGAAAUGAAUGAAGAACAGCAGCAUGAUGCAGAUGCUGGGUCUGCUGUGGAAGAAGCAGAAUUCAGUUGGGAUGAGUAUCUAGAAGAAACAGGAGCAACUGCAGCCCCCCAUGGAUCCUUUAAACAUGUAGAUACUAGCUUGCAGAAUGGUUUUGCCCCAGGCAUGAAGCUAGAGGUUGCUGUCAAGUCUGACCAAAACACAUACUGGGUAGCCACCAUUGUUACAACCUGUGGACAGUUGCUCCUGUUACGUUAUGAUGGGUAUGGUGAAGACCGUAAGGCUGACUUCUGGUGUGAUGUUAUGACAGCUGACUUGCACCCAGUUGGGUGGUGUGAACAGAACAAAAAGAUUCUCAAAGUGCCUGAAGGUAUCAAGGAAAAGAUACCUGACCAGGAGAAGUUCCUUCAGCUGACGCUGAAAGGAUCAUGCAGUGCUCCUGCAAACCUGCUAGAGGGGCUUCACAGAGGAAAAAAUCCCUUGGAUCUCAUUGCACCAGGCUCCAGACUAGAAUUGCAAAACUCCCAGGAUUUCUUGGAUGCCUGGAUUGUCAAUGUGGUGGAAAAUGUUGGUGGAAGGCUCAAGUUACGUUAUGAAGGAUUGGGGGAUUCUGAUAGAUUUGAUAAGUGGAUGUUCUAUUUGGAUCCAUUCCUUCAUCAAGUGGGUUGGGCAGCUCAACAGGGAUAUAGCCUUCAACCUCCAUUAGCACAUCUUCAUUGGAGCCAAGAUAUUUGGGUUUCCAGGUCUACUACAUUGCCUAGAGCUCCAUUUAAAGGGACAGCUAUCAGGUCCCUGAAGAGUGAAGCAGAAUGGCAAGAGAUCCUAAAGAAGGUGAAAGAAGAAGAGGAGGAAGAGUCUUCAGUUCCCACUGAUCUUUUUAAGGAAAAACCUUUGAUCAGAGUGCAUUCAUUUUCUGAAAAUAUGAAGUUGGAGGCUGUCAAUCCAGGGACUCCUUUCGUCAUCUCUCCUGCUACAGUGAUUAAGGUAUUCAAUGAAAAAUAUUUCUUGGUAGAAAUUGAUGACUUGCGACCCGAAUGCCCAACUACCCAGUCCUAUGUUUGCCAUGUCAACAGUGCUGGUAUUUUCCCUGUUCAGUGGAGUCUGAAAAAUGGAUUGCAUCUCAGCCCCCCGCCAGGUUAUUCCAGGCAGGACUUUGAUUGGGCGGACUACCUCAAACAGUGUGGUGCUGAGGCUGCUCCCCAGAGCUGUUUUCCUUUGCUCACUUCUGACCAUGGAUUUAAAGAGAGCAUGAAGCUUGAAGCUGUGAACCCUGUUGAUACUGAGGAAAUUUGCAUUGCUACAGUUACCAAGGUGAAAGGUUCCUAUCUCUGGCUUCAGCUAGAAGGCUCCAAAACGGCAGUCCCUGAAUGCAUAGUGAGUGUGGAAUCUAUGAAUAUAUUUCCUAUGGGUUGGUGCGAGACCAAUGGAUACCAGCUCAGACCUCCUCGAAGAGCAAUAGUAAAUAAACAGAAGAAAAUUGCAGUUGUUCAGCCAGAAAAACAAAUUCUAUCUUCAAAGGCAGUCCAUGAAGGACUGAAGAAUCAGGAACUGAACUCUGCUGACUCAGUGAUAAUUAAUGGAAAGUACUGCUGCCCAAAGAUCUACUUCAAUCACCGGUGCUUCUCAGGGCCUUACCUCAACAAAGGAAGAAUUGCAGAGCUUCCUCAGUCUGUAGGACCUGGAAACUGUGUUCUUGUUCUUAAAGAGGUUCUCACUUUAUUGAUCAAUGCAGCCUACAAACCCAGCCGUGUCCUUCGAGAGCUCCAGCUGGAUGAAGAAGCUGCAUGGCUUGGGCAUGGAGAGACUCUGAAGGCAAAAUACAAAGGGAAGAGUUACCGUGCCAUUGUGGAGGUUGUGAGAACAGCAGAUCGGGUGGCAGAUUUCUGCAGGAAAACUUGCAUCAAACUGGAGUGCUGUCCAAACCUCUUCGGCCCCCAGAUGGUGCUAGAUAAGUGUUCAGAGAACUGCUCAGUCCUGACAAAGACUAAAUACACACACUAUUAUGGGAAAAGGAGAAACAAAAGGAUUGGCAGACCACCAGGUGUUCACAGUAAUCUGGAAGCAGACAUGAAGAAACCAAAUAAGAGGAGGAAGAGACGAAAACACUUUGUUCAUAAGAAAAAACGUUCUUCUACCUCAGUGGAUAACAGUCCAGCUGGAUCUCCCCAGGGCAGUGCAGGAGAGGAAGAUGAUGACCAGGAUGAGGUAGAUGAAGAGUCCUUGAGUGAGGAUAGCACCUCUGAGCAGCAAGAUGAACUGCUUGAAGAAUCGGAAGCGUCUGAGAAAAAAUCUGUGUCCUCCUCUCCCACUCAGAGUGAACUGUCCCACUCUCUGGCUCAAGAUCAAGACAAACAGAAAAGGAGGCUCCGAACCUUUUCCUUCUCUGAUGAUGAAAAUAAACCCCCUUCACCAAAUGAAAUAAAGACUGAAGUUGCAGAAAAGCUGCAGCUGGACAGUAAUCCUCUGGAAUGGAGUGUGGCUGAUGUCGUGCGAUUCCUCAAAUCUACAGAUUGUGCCCCAUUAGCCAGAAUUUUCCUGGAUCAGGAAAUAGAUGGUCAAGCACUCCUUCUGCUCACCUUGCCCACUGUUCAGGAGUGCAUGGACCUGAAACUUGGGCCAGCCAUUAAACUUUGUCAUCAUAUUGAAAGAGUUAAAUUUGCCUUUUAUCAGCAGUUUGCUAACUGAGGGGCAACCAAGUCACAGUGGAAAUUAGCACAACUCAAGCAACAUACUCUUUCCUUUCUGGCAGAGAAAGCCAAAAGGGGUUAAACUGAGAUGCCAGUUCUGGUGACCUACAAACUUCUGUCAGCCACAGUUUUGUGCUUUUGAAGGAAAGAAGAGCCCACCUGGAACAAAAGGCCAGUGCAAACUGAGCUUCCUGCUUGGGAGCAUGAUCAUUCCCGCCUGCCUCCCUCCAGCCUGUUAGUUCUUUUUUAACUUUUUAAAGUAAUUUUUAAAUGUGGUUACAGAAAAGUUUCCAAUGGCGAGGAACAUUUCAAGAGUUCUGAUGAUGCAGAAUUGAAAAAGAAGAAGUUGAAGUUGUGUUGAAACUGCAGGCUACUGGUAGACAUCUUUUUUUUUAUUUCUGACUAUUCACAGAAGAAUGCCUUCUCCAUUUCCUGUCUGGGAAGAACGAAAGAACAUUUUCUCUAUUGUAGCACUGAUUUUGGAAUGUCCUCUUUGCACAUCAGUACUUCUAAUGCCUUUUUUAAAAACUAAAAUAGCUCAUUAUCAGGACAGUGAUGUCGCCACAUGGUUCUAAAUGCACAGGAUUGCAAGUGUGUGUGUGUGUGUGUGUGUGUGUGUGUGUGUGUGUGUUCUCCCUACCUCUGUAGCUUAAGUGGUGAUUUGGAAUAGGGAGAGAGUGAUUCUUUGGGAAAUUCAUUGACAGCUGCAGUUCUAUAGACCUUAAAAGGGCAAAACAAUAUCAGCACAGAGUUCUGAUCUCCCAGGUAAGCUCUGUUCUAAAGCCUUGGCAAAGAACUGUGUAGACUUAUUUGGCAUUUCAGGAGCAUCAUCUUUUUUGUAAAAAGAGGUUGGAAAAUGCAGUGUGUUAAUACUUUUUCUCUGGUGGACAGGCCAUAGGACAGAAGAUGGAAGAGGAAGAUGCUGCUUUAUCUCCAUUUCCUGUACCUUGACUGUUGGAUAAAAUCGUUGAUCCUCCCUUUUUAAAAUAUGGGUGAAAUCUCUCUUCUCUCUUUCUAUGCAUAUCAAGCAGCUAUAGAAUCAUCUGGAAGGCUGCUGUUUUCCUGUCCCCACUUCAUGAAUGACAGGGCUGUACAUAUAAAAGUGGAAACUGCAAUUUAUAGUUCAGCCCCACCAGCAUUAGCCGUAGUAAAAGCCGUAGUGGGAACACACCUCAGGUAAACUUUAAUAUUAAAUUAGUGCACCAUAGUUGAGCAUGGGCAGGAGGCAUUUUUCUCAUGUCUACACCAGUUUCCACUAAUGGAACUACACUACUGGAGAACUGCUGAUUAUAAUUUCUUAGUGUAAAUCAGUCCUGAAUAGAAUCCAGAUUGUCACAAUACAGAAUCCUGCUUAACCCUUUGCCAACGAGCCAAGCUAACCUCACUGUCUGUUUCAAAUUUGGUGUAGUUAUUUUAAGCCUUGAACCCACUUGGGUUUCAGAUUCUAUGCAUUGAUCAACCUCUGUUUGAGUUUACACAUGCAUUUGAAGAACUGUGGCUGAGGCUUUAUAUACAGCUCGGAAACCAGAACACAUCACCCCCAUUCUUUCCUGUCCUCAAAUGAAUGUAUGUAUAAGGCCCCCAACAUACAAAAGACAUUUUAAGUAAGAUGAUAGUACUUAGCUUCCUGCCGGUGUGUGCUUGAGGAAGUGGUGCUGGAAAAACAUUUCCUGGCUUCCAACUGUGCGGGCCGCCUCCCGAUCCCAUCCAUGUC